UAUUCCUUUUCCCCUCUUGUUCGAAGUUUGGACUCCUGAGAGGUACGAUCUCUUACUGGAUUUCAAUCCCCCCAACAAUUUUACUUCUUAGAAUCCUCGUGCCUAUGUAUAUAUUUUCCUUCAAUCAAUUAUUGAAUAUUAAUUUUGUCUCUUAAUCGUACUUUCUGAGCUACUAUAAACAAAACCAAUCAAAACCCCUGACCAUAAUUGUUUUGCGCCCCUGUUGUUUCCAUAAUUCUAGAAUUGUUGAUCUAGAGUUGUAAAAAAAGGAUCUUUAUAACGAAAACUUUGUAUUGUGUGAGAAUUUGUGGGUGUAUAUAUAUAAUAUUUAAUUAAUGGCGAAUGCGGAUGAGGAUGAUGCUGUUUUGAGCGAUGUUGAGGCCGAUGAUCCGGUGCCUAUUGAUAUAAAAAUCCCUUUGCCGGAAGCUGUUUCGGUGGAGAGAUUCCAGGACGUUCUUGCGGAGCUUGACCGGGAGAGGAUAGCCCGUCAGGCCGUGGAGAACUCCAAGAAUGACCUUCAGGUUCAGUUUAAUAGGCUUAAAGUGCUUUGCCACGAGGCGAUCAAGAAGCGCGAUGAGAGCUCGAGACAGCGUGAUGAAGCAUUGAGGGAUAAGGAGGAGAUGUUGGGGAAAUUGGAGAAGGUUUCUGGGGAGUUGAGUGAGGAAAUCAAGUUAAAAGAUGAGGCCCUGAGGCAAAGGGAAGAGGUUUUACUACAGUUAGAGGAGUUGGGGAAAGCAAGGGAGUUGUCCCGAGUUGAAAUGGAGACAGGGUCAUCAAUGUUAGUUAGUGGAAUUGAGAAAAUAUCAAAGAAAGUUAGUAGUUUUAAGGAUUUUGGAGUAAAUGGAUUGCCGAGGUCAAAUCAAUACACAGGACUUCCAGCAGUGGCAUAUGGUGUAAUUAAGAGGACGAAUGAGAUUGUGGAAGAGCUUUUGAGGCAGAAUGAGUUGAAUGUGAAGUCCAGGAACGAGGCUAGGGAGUUAAUGGAGCAGAGGAAUUAUGAGAUUGCCAUUGAAAUUUCUCAGCUUGAGGCAACCAUUAGUGGGUUGAGAGAGGAGGUGGGGAAGAAAAGUGAGGAAAUUGAGAGCUUAAAGAAGUCUGUGGAUGAGAAAAAGGGGCAGGUAGCUGAAUUGGAAAGUGAGUUUUUGGAGAAGCAGGAGGCAUUGGAUAAUGAAGUGGCGAGGCUGAGGCUGUUGGUGAGCGAUUACGAGUCAAAGAUUGAGUCACAAAGGCCGUUGUUGGUAGAUCAAUUGAAUUAUGUAUCAAGAAUUCAUGAAAAGAUGUUUGAUAUUAUGAAGAUUGUUGAUGCUAAUAAAUCCUCUGAGUUGUCUGAAUCGUUAUUCCUCGCAGGAGAAACAGAUAUAGAGGAAAAUAUUAGGGCGUCCUUGGCAGGAAUUGAGUCUAUAUAUGAAUUGAGUAAAAUUGUCGUUGAGAAAACAAGGGAUUUGAUGGAACAGAGGAGUCGUGAAGUGACAAGUCUAAAUGAGACGGUUUCUCAAUUAGUAAAGGAGAAAGAACAAAUUGGCUCUUUAUUGAGAAGUGCUUUGUCAAGAAGAACGUCAGUGGACUUGUCAUCAAAAACAAAUGAAUUGUUUAAAGUUGCGGAGAAUGGAUUAAGAGAGGCUGGGAUAGAUUAUAACUUCAGCAAACAUCUUGGAGAGAGGAAGUUUCAAGAUUCUAAGGAUAUAUCGGUUGGUGGGGAAACAGAAAAAGAUGAAGUUUAUGCUCUUGCUAGUGCACUGGAGGAUAUCAUUAAACAGUCUCAGCUUGAGAUCAUUGAGCUAAAGCAUUCUGUGGAGGAACUCAGGGCAGAGUCAAGUUUUUUCAAGGAGCAUGUGGACGCUCUGUCCAAGGAGCUCAACCAAUGGAAACAACGCGUAGAAGAGCUUCAAGAGAAGGAGAAAGUAGCAAACGAAAAUGUUGAAGGUCUUAUGAUGGAUAUUGCUGCUGCUGAAGAAGAAAUUACACGGUGGAAGAUGGCAGCUCAACAAGAAGCUGCGGCAGGGAAAGCAAUCGAACAAGAGUAUUUUGCACAGUUGGAAGCCGUGCGACAGGAACUCGAGGAGGCAAAAAAGGCUGUGAUUGAAUGGGAGAAAAAGCUGAAAUUCAAAGAAGAAACAGCAGUGGCAGCCAUGGCAGCAAGAGAUGCUGCUGAGAAAUCAUUAAAAUUGGCAGAUAUGAGGGCGUCUAGGCUGAGAGACAGAGUCGAAGAGCUGACUCAUCAACUCGAAGUGCUAGACUCCCAAGAAACCUCAAGAACGGGCCUAACUCGACCAAGAUAUGUAUGUUGGCCAUGGCAAUGGCUCGGCUUGGAUUUUGUCGGCUCACGUCCUUCUGCAACACCACAAGAAAGUGCAAAUGAAAUGGAACUUUCUGAACCCCUUCUUUGAUUAUCUUUCGCUUAAUGAUUUUUCCUUCCUCUCUUUGUAUUUUUUUGUGAAACUUGAAAAUUGGGACAGUUUAGUUUAUAGCAUAUUGGUUCUUCAAAGGUUAUUAGUAUUAGUUGUACUUUACUACGAGCCAUGAAAAAUGAAAUCUUCUCGAUUCAAGGUACAAUACAGAGGCAGAUUAAAGGAUUGUUUGUA
Messenger RNA from Olea europaea var. sylvestris, 2582 nucleotides. Its product is annotated as paramyosin-like. The record is from RefSeq and is a predicted model, not a curated record. The transcript has 5 exons. The coding region runs from base 336 to 2387 and encodes 683 amino acids. NCBI's taxonomy places the organism in Eukaryota, Viridiplantae, Streptophyta, Magnoliopsida, Lamiales, Oleaceae.